AUGGAUAUUGGAAGUAAUUCUAGUAGUGAUGGAACUGAGAAUCCUACCCUCAAUUCCAACAAUCCCACUCCUAAUUCCAACAAUUCCGCCCCUGCUAGCCAUAAUGACUCCACAUCUGGAACCCCAUCAGUUCGCGAAAAAAAAGAUCCUGCAUGGGCACAUGUUGCUUUAAGAAAAGAGGGCAACAAAAAUGUGUAUACAUGUCUUUAUUGUGCAUUGAGCUAUAAAGGAGGUGGAAUAAAUAGAUUGAAGCAUCAUCUUACUGGUGUAAGUGGAAAUGUAGUUUCCUGCAGCAAAGUUUCUUUUGAUGUUCGUCAUCAGAUGCAAGAAUUAUUAAAAAGUGGGAAAAAAAGAAAGCUUGUUGAUGUACAAGCAGACAUGAAAGAACAUGUGUCUAAUGUUAAUGCACCCAAUGUACCUGCUCCAUCUAAGUCAAUCCCUGAGAGUAGUGCCAGUAAAAAGAAACCUCCUACUAUGCCAGUUGAAAAUUAUUUUACCCCUAAGACAACUCUAGGUUCCCAACCAGAUUGCCCAUUCUUUCAGAAAGCUGUGGAUGCUAUUGCUUCAAUUGGGCUGGGGUUUAAGGGUCUUACUACUUAUGAAUUUAGAGUUAACUUGUUGAAUGAUUGGAAAAAAGAAUUAUUUAUGAAAUUUGUUGAUGCUUCUGAUUUAGUGAAAGAUGCCAAGACUUCAUUCUCAUUAUUUUCUGAAGUGAUUGAGUGGGUUGGUCCCAAAAAUGUUGUGCAUGUGGUGAUUGAUAAUGCUGCUAAUUAUAUAGCAUGUGGUAAGUUGAUUAAAGAGAAAUAUAAAAGUAUUUAUUGGUCACCUUGUGCUGCUCAUUGCUUGAAUCUUACUUUGAAAGACAUUGCAAGUAUGUCUCAUGUGUCACAACUUACAACAAAGGCAUCAAAGAUCACUGUGUUUGUUUAUAAUCAUAUGGUCUUCCUGUCAUGGCUUAGGAAAAGAAAGGGUUGGAAAGAAAUUAUGCAUCCUGGUGCGACAAGGUUUGCUACAACAUUUAUCAUAUUGCAUAGCAUAUAUAUGCAAAAGCAUGACUUGCAAGCUUUAAUAACUGAUAAGCAUUUUAUGGAUCAUAAAUUAUCAAGGACCGAAGCCGGAAUAAUUGUUAGUGCCAUCAUAUUAGAUAAUCGAUUUUGGAAUGAAUGUCUUGAAGUUGUGAAGAUUGUGUCUCCUCUUAUAAAGUUGUUGAGAAUUGUUGAUUCAGAUGAGAAGCCCUCUUUGCCUUAUGUUUAUGAAGGCAUGCAAAGGGCAAAAAAAGAAAUUAAGGUAGUCUUCAACAAUAAGAAAGAUCAAUACAAGCCUUACACAGAUAUUAUCCAAGCCCGAUGGGAUAAGCACUUGAAGACCAAUCUUCAUGCAGCAGCAUAUUUGUUGAACCCUGCCUUCUUAUAUGAUGAUGACUCCGUUCACAAAAGAAGGUUAAUGGAUGCUAUGCUUUCAAUAUUUGAAUCAACUGAAAAUGAAGAUGUUGAUUAUAUUGUGAUGAUGAAGCAGUUGAGCUUGUAUUGUGACCGUAAAGAAUCUUUUGAUAAAGCUUCAUGUCAUAUAAUUGCUGAAGAGGAACAAGAGCCAGCUCUAGAGUUUGAUGCUGAUGAUGUCACUAAUUUGGAAAGUGCUAUACAUAAUGAGAAUCUUGUAGCUUCAUCAAUUUCUGUGAGAAAUAAUGAAGGUGAAGAAGAUAUGAAUAUUUCAGAGCAUUCACAUUUGAAUGAUGAUGUUGGAAGUGGUUCUGGUUUCUCUUAA
This is a messenger RNA of Prosopis cineraria, 1764 nucleotides long. RefSeq lists its product as uncharacterized. The record is from RefSeq and is a predicted model, not a curated record. Bases 1 to 1764 code for a protein of 587 amino acids. Gene Ontology annotation, molecular function: DNA binding. NCBI's taxonomy places the organism in Eukaryota, Viridiplantae, Streptophyta, Magnoliopsida, Fabales, Fabaceae. The transcript has 5 exons.